AAAUAGUGGGCCAGGCUGGAAGAUGGCGGCGGUAGCGGAGCUGUGAGUGGGUCUCUGCGGACGCAUUUUUCGCUCCUCUUCUUCCUCCCCUUUCCUUCCGUGUUUGAGAUUGGCAUCUGGGGGGCUGAUUUUGGGUCGUGGAGCCGGGCGCAGCGCAAGAGUCACGGCGACUGUGGGGGUGGCGGCUGACGGCUGGAAGGACAGGCUUACUUCGCCGCUCGUCCUCCUUCCCCGGUCCACUCGGUGUCAGGCGCGGCGGCGGCGGCGCAGCGGGGCGGGCGGACUUCGUCCCUCCUCCAGCUCCCCACCACGCCGGAGCGGGCACUCUUCCCUUCGCUAGCCCCCGACCCUUCACCCCAGGGACUGGGCGCCUCCUCCGGCGCAGUUCGGGGAGCGGGGGCCGGUCUCCUGCUCGGCUGUCGCGCCUCCAUGUCGGAUAACCAGAGCUGGAAUUCGUCGGGCUCGGAGGAGGAUCCGGAGACGGAGUCCGGGCCGCCUGUGGAGCGCUGCGGGGUCCUCAGCAAGUGGACAAACUACAUUCAUGGAUGGCAGGAUCGUUGGGUAGUUUUAAAAAAAAAUACUCUGAGUUACUACAAAUCUGAAGAUGAGACGGAAUAUGGCUGCAGAGGCUCCAUCUGUCUUAGCAAAGCUGUUAUCACACCUCAUGAUUUUGAUGAAUGUCGAUUUGAUAUUAGUGUAAAUGAUAGUGUUUGGUAUCUUCGUGCUCAGGAUCCAGAUCACAGACAACAAUGGAUUGAUGCCAUUGAACAACACAAGACAGAAUCUGGAUAUGGAUCUGAAUCUAGUUUGCGUCGACAUGGCUCAAUGGUGUCACUAGUGUCUGGAGCAAGUGGCUAUUCUGCAACAUCCACCUCUUCAUUCAAGAAAGGCCAUAGUUUACGUGAGAAAUUGGCUGAAAUGGAAACCUUUAGAGAUAUCCUAUGUAGACAAGUUGAUACUCUACAGAAGUUCUUUGAUGCCUGUGCUGAUGCUGUCUCCAAGGAUGAACUUCAAAGGGAUAAAGUGGUAGAAGAUGAUGAAGACGACUUUCCUACAACACGUUCUGAUGGAGACUUCUUACAUAAUACCAAUGGCAAUAAAGAAAAGUUAUUUCCACAUGUAACGCCAAAAGGAAUUAAUGGUAUAGACUUUAAAGGAGAGGCAAUAACUUUUAAAGCAACUACUGCUGGGAUCCUUGCUACACUUUCUCAUUGUAUUGAACUAAUGGUGAAACGUGAAGAAAGCUGGCAAAAAAGAUUGGAUAAGGAAAAUGAGAAGAGGAGGAGGACAGAGGAAGCAUACAAAAAUGCCAUGAUAGAACUUAAGAAAAAAUCCCACUUUGGAGGACCAGAUUAUGAGGAAGGCCCAAAUAGUCUGAUUAACGAAGAAGAAUUCUUUGAUGCUGUUGAAGCUGCUCUUGACAGACAAGAUAAAAUAGAAGAACAGUCACAGAGUGAAAAGGUCAGGUUGCAUUGGCCUACAUCUAUGCCAUCUGGAGAUACCUUUUCUUCUGUGGGGACGCAUAGAUUUGUUCAAAAGCCCUAUAGUCGCUCUUCCUCCAUGUCUUCCAUUGGUCUAGUCAGUGCCUCUGAUGAUGUUCACAGAUUCAGCUCCCAGGUUGAAGAGAUGGUGCAAAACCACAUGACUUAUUCAUUACAGGAUGUAGGUGGAGAUGCCAACUGGCAGUUGGUUGUAGAAGAAGGAGAAAUGAAGGUCUAUAGAAGAGAAGUAGAAGAAAAUGGGAUUGUUCUGGAUCCUUUGAAAGCUACUCAUGCAGUUAAAGGCGUUACAGGGCACGAGGUUUGCAAUUACUUCUGGAAUGUUGAUGUUCGCAAUGAUUGGGAAACAACUAUAGAGAACUUCCAUGUGGUGGAGACAUUAGCUGAUAAUGCAAUUAUCAUUUAUCAAACACAUAAGAGGGUAUGGCCUGCUUCUCAGCGAGAUGUAUUAUAUCUCUCUGCCAUACGAAAGAUACCAGCCUUGACUGAAAAUGACCCUGAAACUUGGAUAGUUUGUAAUUUUUCUGUGGAUCAUGACAGUGCUCCUCUAAACAAUCGAUGUGUCCGUGCCAAAAUUAACAUUGCUAUGAUUUGUCAAACCUUGGUAAGCCCACCAGAGGGAAACCAGGAGAUUAGCAGGGAAAACAUUCUGUGCAAGAUUACAUAUGUAGCAAAUGUGAACCCUGGAGGAUGGGCACCAGCUUCAGUGUUAAGGGCAGUGGCAAAGCGGGAGUAUCCAAAGUUUCUAAAACGUUUUACUUCUUAUGUCCAAGAAAAAACUGCAGGAAAAUCUAUAUUGUUCUAGUAUUAACAGUGAUUGAACAAGGCUGUGUGACAUUCCAUGUUGGAGGAAAAACUGAAAAAAAAAAAAAUAGUGAAUGCUCUCAGGUGGAACAUAGGAUCUACAGCCUUGUCAGUGGCCCAACACCUUGGCCUUUUGUACAAAGUGAAGAAAUACUGCAAUAGCUAAGCUGAACAUCUAUCACUAGCUGUAUCCUGCUAGCUCUCCUUGCUCAGCGUGUAACUACUAUAAAUACAUGUACAAUUACAUGUAUAUGGCUAUAUUUUUAUUUGCUUGCUUCUAGAAAAGAAAAAAAUCAACGUUGGAUCACAAGUAGGAAUUGAUGCUUUAAUUUUUGGAAACUUUUUCAGAAUUUUUAAUUUACAGUGGUCCUGCCUAAGAGCCUCAGUUGUAUCUGAUUUUGUGCACAAAAGAAAAGCACAAAAGUUGAACGCACAUGGGGCAUGUGCUUUCUGUGCACCAAAUAAUCCGGAUGGGGUUCUUUUAGGCCUACAGUGAGAUCUGUGUCCAGAAAUUUUUGACUUUUUUGCUUUGUAUAAUCAUAGAAUUCAUUGCUGCUGAUUUCUAUAAUAAUUCACAUUGUCAUGUAAAAUGUCUCUUAAUAACUGAGGGCUGUCAAUAACCUGUGAUUUUGCCUUUUCUAUUAGCUUAGCUCCAAUGAAGAACCUUGGUUCUGAUGGAGAAAGAGUGAAAGCUUUAUUUUUUCCCCCAGAUAUCUUUAUAUUUCUAUUGUAUUUUUUAGUUGUGUACUGUGUGCUACAACUUUUUUUCAGUUUGUUACAAACACAGUUUGGUAAUUCCUGAAUUGAAUCUGCCUGCCUCCAAACAGAAACAUCUACACAAAUUUUGUGGGUAUAAACUACUUUCUAGUAAAACAGUCAAGGUAAAAUGAGCUCAUAUUGCCUGAAAUUAUAAGAGGAGAUGCGGUGCUUGUUAAAGCGAAUCAGACUGAGUUUGACAUUUGAUAUCAGUAUUUCUAUUCUAGAUAUGUAUGUUAGUUCUAAUUUGGGUCAGUUUAAAAAAUACGUUGCAAGAGAUGAAUAGAACACGUGAGCAGCACGGUUUGCCUCUUGAUCAGAACCUUCAGCAGAGCAGUAAAAGAUUCCAUGUGAAUCCAAGGAUUCAAACUGAAAUUCUUUCCUUGGUCACUGUUAGAACUUAAUUGUAAAAUACCUUUUUUAGUUUUAGGCCUCUGUGGAAAAAAAACUUUGAAGCAUGGAGUUGAGGCAAGGAAUGGUACUCAUUGAAGUAAAAAUGACUGCCCACUUCAAAAUCUUCAUUGUGUUAAAGACACAGAUGUGCUCACAGAAAUUAGAGGCUUUUUAUAGAUUAUUUGCUGACUUGUUCAUAGCUAUAAAAACACAGAAAUCAGACCCACUUUAUAAAACAAAGUUACAUCACGUGGAACAUGUCCUGUAUAUAUUUCAUAUGUGGUAAUGGAGUCUUAAUGAUAAAUGCAAGGUGAUAAUUUAAUGAUGGGAUUAGUCUGAUCACUUAAUAUGCACAAUCCUGGAAGUGAAUUACUUGCAUCAGAUAUAGUGGUAUUUAUUAUUAUGUACAGAGAGAAAAUACAUAUAAGACAUAUGCUUAGAUUACAUGCACGCAGAUUCAUGCUCUGUAAAUCUUUUCUAUUUUUUAAUUUACCUUUCUCUAAAUGAUGUGCAUGGAAUAUGCCUUAUUACAGAAAAAUACUGUUCAUAAUUUGACUAUGUGGAAAAGUGCCUAUAUGGUGGUAAUGCUACUAAGGCAAAUAAGACAAAUUAUCAUAUCAGUUUACUACAUCACCAGUUAACAUUUUAUAUUGUGAUGUUUAAAGAGAAAAGUUUAUACCUCAAAUGUGUAUUUUAUUUUACAACCAGCUGUGGGGUUGGAAUGGGAUUGUGGGGUGGGGGAGGGAGGCUAGGGUGGGAAGGUUUAUCUACCACAGCCACUGAUGGAAAUCUUCAAAAAAAAUUCUCUAUGCCCACUAUAAAUCAUUCUGUUUGCUGUGUCGUAGCUAUCAUGAUCACAGACAAAUACUUUUCAAAACUAAAUUGGAUAGCUUUAUUUUACAAAGUAUGGAAAGUUUACAAAGCAGUAUCUAAAUCUAAUUAUCUUUAGUUGCAUUUGCACUAGAUAUUGACAAUAUACUUUUGCAAUUUAUUCUGUAAAUAAAAUGAUUACACUAAAAAUAUUUGUAUUAAAAAAAGAAAAAGAUACAUUUUGCCUUUAGAUAACUGCACUGGUACUUCACUAGCGUUAAUCCCUUCCACCCAGUUUUAGAAGUGUAUUGGGGACUACGAAUACAAUUUAAUAAAGGUCAAAAUUUGUAGAGGUACUAGCCUUUUUGGGCAAUAUUCAGACCCUUUAAAAUUAUUUCUGUCUGGCUUAUUUCUACAUGAUAUUUUCUCAUCCACAAAUAUUUCCUACUUCUCUUCCCCAAGCAAAAAAAGAAAAAGUACCUUUCUACUCUUUUCUACUCAGUUAUUCUUUUGUAUGUGAUAGAAAUUUGAAAACUAUUGGUGAGAGACUUUUCUCCCUGAGCGCCCACUGUUCAGGACAAGAAAGCAGUGUUUCACUCGGAAUUUGGGACUUGUAAUUUUGAGGUAGAGAGUGAUCAUUAACAGUUCUUAGCUUGAGAUUGCCACAGGGGCAGCCAGCCCAAGGAGGGGAAUGACUGGGAGGGAGGUGUAAGAAUACAAAUUACAGCAAAGGCAGGAUGGGUUUCCCAUUUGUUCAGUUUAAUCAACUAAUUUGUACACCUAUAUAACAUCAGUGUCCAUUGCUAUUGAGAAAAUUUUAGUUGGGCUGAGCUGGUUCUCGUGAAAUUGUGCUGGUUAUCUUAAGCUUAUCAGUUGUCUGUCCAGUUAAACACUUUCACCAGUAUUUGUACAGACGAUGUAUUUGGAUUAUUGUUGUUCAAUUACAAACUCAAAACAUAAUCAUUUUAAAGUACCUUGGGAGUGUGUAGAGUGUAAUAUUCUAUAAUAGCUUUAUGAUCCUGAUGAUGUUUUUUAAAAAUAAAAUUGGAUCUUCCAUGU
Messenger RNA from Condylura cristata (star-nosed mole), 5321 nucleotides. It is a transcript of the gene CERT1, whose product is annotated as collagen, type IV, alpha 3 (Goodpasture antigen) binding protein. Gene Ontology annotation, cellular component: Golgi apparatus. NCBI's taxonomy places the organism in Eukaryota, Metazoa, Chordata, Mammalia, Eulipotyphla, Talpidae. Gene Ontology annotation, molecular function: phosphatidylinositol-4-phosphate binding. The record is from RefSeq and is a predicted model, not a curated record. The transcript has 18 exons. Gene Ontology annotation, biological process: ER to Golgi ceramide transport. The coding region runs from base 430 to 2304 and encodes 624 amino acids.